This is a messenger RNA of Pipra filicauda (Wire-tailed manakin), 7111 nucleotides long. It is a transcript of the gene SHPRH, whose product is annotated as SNF2 histone linker PHD RING helicase. Lineage: Eukaryota; Metazoa; Chordata; Aves; Passeriformes; Pipridae. The transcript is spliced from 28 exons. Bases 1380 to 5792 code for a protein of 1470 amino acids. Gene Ontology annotation, molecular function: DNA binding; ATP binding; ubiquitin protein ligase activity. Gene Ontology annotation, biological process: nucleosome assembly; DNA damage response; protein polyubiquitination. Gene Ontology annotation, cellular component: nucleosome; nucleus. The record is from RefSeq and is a predicted model, not a curated record.
UUGAUUGUUGACAAACAGUUUUUUGUUAUUAAAGUGUGUCUUGUGUGGUAGUUUUAAAUGUAAGGAAAAAUGGUAAUUAUUCCUGCCAUCUAGACUGACUUUUACUUUCAAGGUAAUGUUAUUAGGUAUGUCAAUAUUAUUAUCUGACCAUUAAUCAUAUGCUAAUUAGUUUAUGCUGAAAUUAGAGGUGAUAAUAUUUCUUCUGUACAGAUCUCUGUGUUUCUUCUGAAACACAGAGAUGUUUGAGUCCUCACCUUUUUGGGAGUAAAUACAGUUUUCACUGAUUCUUGUGGGUUGGUUGAACAGAUCUACAGUAGCUUCUCCGAGUUACACAAGAACUAUUUAAACGAACCAGGAAUUAAAUUUGGAAAAAUUUUGUUCCCAGGUUGGUGCCUAUCACAAAACUAUGGAAUAGAUUUCUGUGUGUUUUAUAUUGUAUAGCAGUUAUAAUGUAAACCACUACAAAAUGCAGCCUUAUGACGGUUCUGAAAAUAUACCACUAAAGAUUUACAACUUCGAGCCUUGUUGUCAUUUUGGAAUUGAAGAUAUGUUUGCCAGAAUAUAGUCAGUAGUAAUACAGAUUUAUAGAGUGAUAAAUGAUGGCUUACGAAACUUGUGAAAAAAAACCAGUCUUGUUCCUGAGUGUAGUAUUGAUUCAAAAUUUGAGCUGAAGACUGACUCAAUAACAGUGACUGUAGUAUUCUGAGUUUGAGGGUUCUUGCAGAAGCAAGAGAAGCCUAGCACCCCCAUACAGUUGUACUUAAUUUAAAAAGGCAGAAUUGUGUAAAAAAUUAGGCAACUUGCUAAAGAGAAGCUUAAAAUGAAUGCUAACAGAAUAAAAUCUGAACAUCCUUACUUGCUGCGAAGAACAAACAUGGAACUGUAAGAAGAGACUUGAGGUGUACCAAGGGGUGGGCCAGUAUAGCUAAGUAUGUGGGGAAGGGAAGGUAUUGCACAUAAGAAGUCAUCCUUCCAAAAACUGAAGUAAUCUGACCGACACAGAUAUGUCAGUGUAAGUUUAAAAGCACAAUAAAGCAUAUCCAAGAAGUCUGAAGUAUAAGUAGUUUAAGGUAUAGAAAUGAAUAGUAAGGGUUUUAAAUGUAUUAGGAGAAAUACGUCAUCAUACAUGCAUUAGAAGCAGAAUAUUUUCCAGAGAAUUCAUGGACUUGAGAUGACUAAGGCAUAUGAUAGAAUGCUGAAAUAAAGUAAUGCUAUAGCAGAAAGCACGUUUUUCUUCUCUGCAUAUCUUCUCAUUGAGGAAGAGUUGGGGAAAGAGAUUGUUUGCAAAGAAAAUGACCAGUGACUUAUUCUGAGAUCCAGAAUAAUUUUCUGCUGGAAUCUGAGGCAUCUGUCUUCACUACUCUAAAGGAUAUAUUUUUAUGGACUACGUGGUUCACUGCUGCUUACAAGUGAAGAGGCAUUUGCUGGAAGGGAAGACAUACGCCUCAAAGUUACUGGAGCAAGAAUGUGGAUAUGAGCUGGAGGAAGAUGAAGAAGAAUCUGACAUGGAACUAGAGCGACAAAAUAUUGAAGAGCUUUACGACUUUGUAAGACACACCCAUCAGCAGGAUAUCCAGUUACUUAGAAAGGAUGUGCAGCAUCCUGCAUUAAUUCCCAUUCUGAGGCCAUACCAAAGUGAGGCUGUGAAUUGGAUGCUUCACCGAGAGAACCACACAAACGCUCCAAGCAGUGAAAAUGCACUGCACUUCUUAUGGCGGGAGGUGAUCACUCUGGAUGGAGUAAAAAUCUACUAUAAUCCAUUCACUGGCUGUAUUAUCCGUGAAUACCCAACUGCUGGACCCCAGUGGCCUGGAGGUAUUUUGGCAGAUGAGAUGGGUCUUGGAAAAACAGUAGAAGUGUUGGCUCUUAUUCUGAAUCAUACUGGACCAGAUAUUAAACAAGAUGAUCUGACAUUACCUGAGGGUAAGCUUGUGAACUUCUUUGUUCCUCCUCAACCUUUAGAAGGAAAUAAAAAGAAAAAACCAAAGGAAAUGGAGCCUAAAUUGAAGGAAAAAAUACAAUAUCCCAGCUUACGAGUGAUGAUAUUAACAGCUGUAAAAGAAAUGAAUGUGAAGAAAGGAGCAUCCAUCGUUGCAAUAUUUAAGUACAUCAGUGCUAUUUAUAGGUAUGACACACAGAGAAAUAGACGGCUUCUCAAAAGAACUUUAGAAAAGCUAAUUGCAGAACAUGUAGUAGAGCAAGUCAAAGGACAUGGUCUGGCUGGGUCUUUCAAGCUGGGAAAGAAUUACAAGGAACAGAAGAAGCGAGAAAGAACCAAAGAGCAGGUAGCAAAGACUUCAGAAAAUACUCAGAAGAAGCAGCUGACUGAUGCUAAAACUCAAACCAAAGAAUCAAAAAAUAGUGGUAUCACAUCUGAACACAUCUGUAAAACUGCUUCACAGGUGGAUAUUGCCAUGGAAGAACAUGAUUAUUGUACACCUAGCAAAAAUAACAAGAAAUCUGAACCAGAUCGUGAGAACUCUGUAAAAGAGAAUAAUGUUAAGCAGGAAACUGUCAUCCCAAAAUCUCCUGAUUUGCAUGGCAGCCUCCUUGUCUCCAGUGACAUGAGUAGUCAUCCUGAUUUUGAUGUUUCUAAAACUACAGCCGAUGUCCAGCAGGAAAUCCCAAAGGUCCCGUCCUCACAUUCCCAAGAACAUGCUGACAGUAGUGUACAACAUACCAGUUCUGUAUUUCCAUUUAAUACCUCUGAAUAUCGUUUUGAAUGCAUCUGUGGUGAGCUUGGACUGGCUGACUACAAAGCUCGUGUGCAGUGCCUGAAAUGCUACUUAUGGCAGCAUGCAGAAUGUGUAAACUACAAAGAGGAAAACCUGAAGAGCAGGCCCUUCUACUGUCCCCAUUGCCUUGUGGCAAUGAAACCAGUUCCCACAGGAGCGACUCUGAUAAUUUCUCCAAGUUCUAUUUGUCAUCAGUGGGUAGAUGAGAUCAAUAGGCAUGUAAGAUCAUCUUCUCUUCGCGUUCUGGUGUAUCAAGGUGUGAAGAAGCAUGGCUUUUUGCAGCCACACAUGUUGGCGGAGCAGGAGGUGGUUAUCACCACGUAUGAUGUCCUGCGCACUGAACUGAACUAUGUGGACAUCCCCCACAGCAACAGCGAAGAUGGGCGCCGCUUCAGGAACCAGAAGCGGUACAUGGCCAUCCCAAGCCCCUUAGUAGCAGUGGAGUGGUGGAGGAUCUGCCUCGAUGAAGCACAAAUGGUUGAAUGCACUACUGCAAAGGCUGCUGAAAUGGCACUCCGUUUAAGUGGAAUCAAUCGCUGGUGUGUCAGUGGUACUCCUGUGCAGCGAGGAUUAGAAGAUCUGUAUGGAUUAGUCCUUUUUCUUGGAGUUGAUCCUUACUGGGUCAAACAUUGGUGGGACCAACUUUUAUAUCGACCUUAUUGUAGGAAAAAUCCCCGGCCUCUUUACAGUCUAAUUGCGAAGAUAAUGUGGAGAUCAGCAAAGAAGGAUGUGAUUGAUCAAAUUCAAAUACCCCCUCAGACAGAAAAUAUACACUGGCUUCACUUCUCUCCUGUGGAGAGACACUUCUAUCAUCGCCAGCAUGAGGUGUGCUGCCAGGAUGCAUUGGCAAAACUCAGGAAAAUUUCAGACUGGACUCUUAAGCUUAGCAGCCUAGAUAGAAGGACUGUGACUUCCAUACUAUACCCAUUGCUACGGCUGAGGCAGGCCUGCUGUCAUCCACAAGCUGUUCGGGGAGAGUUCUUGCCAUUACAGAAAAGCACCAUGACCAUGGAGGAACUGUUAGCAUCUCUGCAAAAGAAAUGUCGAACGGAGUGUGAAGAAGCUCACCGACAGCUAGUGUGUGCUCUUAAUGGCUUAGCUGGUAUCCAUAUCAUUAAAGGAGAAUAUGCAUUGGCUGCGGAGCUAUACAGAGAAGUAUUAAGAUCAUCUGAAGAGCACAAAGAAAAGCUCAAAACAGAUUCCUUGCAAAGACUUCAUUCUACACAUAAUUUGAUGGAAUUGUUGGCAAAGCACCCGGGAAUUCCCCCAACUUUGCGUGAUAGCCGACUUGCAGAAGAGGCAGAACAACUUCGACAACAUUAUAUGAGUAAAUCCAAUGCAGAAGUUGCAGAAGCCCAUCAGGCCUUACAGCCCGUUCUUCAGACCAUUCGGGAGCUCCAGAGAAAGAUACAUUCCGGUUCUCCUUGGUGGUUGGAUGUCAUCCAGACAGCAAUACAGUAUGCCAUUGAUGAGGAGCUUGUUCAACGCGUACAAAACGAAAUAACCUGCAACUACAAACAGCAGACUAAUAAACUCUCCAUGGCAGAGAAAUUCCGUGACUGCAGAGGCCUUCAAUACCUGCUCACAACCCAGCUGGAUGAAGUGAAGAAGUUCCAAAAGAUUGUAAGAGAAGCAGUGAAAAACUUAGAAGGGCCUCCUUCUAAGCAGGUUAUUGAGGCUGCCACUAUCUGCCAUUUGCGACCUGUUAGACUUCCACUCAACAACUGUGUCUUUUGUAAGGCUGACGAAUUGUUCACAGAAUAUGAGUCGAAGCUCUUUAUGCAUAGUGUUAAAGGCCAAAUGGCAAUAUUCGAGGAGAUGAUAGAAGACCAAGAGGGGCUUGUUGAUGACCGUUUGCCCACUACAAGUAGAGGACUGUGGGCAACCAGUGAAACUGAACGUGCCUUGAAAGCUCUUCUCUCCUUUGCCAAAGCUCACCGAAUGGAUGUUAGGCUAACUGAAGAAGGGAGCGUAUUUCUGGAACUCUUUGAAGCAUGGAAGAAGGAAUAUAAGUUACUUCAUGAAUAUUGGAUGGUACUUAGGGAUCAUGUGUCUGCUAUUGAUGAACUGGCAAUGGCUACAGAAAGACUGAGAGUGCGUCAUCCUGAUGAGCCAAAACCAAAUCCACCAGUUCUCCACAUCAUAGAACCACAUGAGGUAGAGCAAAAUCGAGUGAAACUUCUGAAUGACAAGGCAGUUGCCAAAUCACAACUUCAGAAGAAAUUGGGACAACUUCUAUAUCUCACUAAUCUGGAGAAAUCUCAGGAUAAAACUACUGGGGGAGUUAACCCAGAACCGUGUCCAAUCUGUGCUCGUCAGCUGGGAAGACAGUGGGCAGUGCUGACAUGUGGACAUUGCUUUUGUAACGAGUGUAUAGCCAUCAUCAUCCAACAGUACAGCGUUGGCACCCGCCGGAGCUCAAUUAAGUGUGCCAUCUGCAGGCAGACAACAUCCCAUAAAGAAAUAUCGUAUGUCUUUACUGCAGAAGCUGCAAAUCAGGAGGAUGAUAUUCCUGUAAAGGGAAGUCACUCCACCAAAGUGGAAGCUGUGGUCCGAACACUGAAGAGAAUUCAAUUUAAAGAUCCAGGGGCUAAAUCCUUAGUUUUCUCAACGUGGCAAGAUGUAUUGGAUAUAAUUUCAAAAGCUUUGUAUGACAACAACAUGAUUUUUUCUCAGAUCAAUGGAAUUAGUAAAUUUCAGGAAAAUCUUUCUGCAUUUAAAUAUGAUCCCAACAUCAAUAUUUUGCUGCUGCCUCUUCACACUGGUUCCAAUGGACUAAACAUCAUCGAAGCAACACACGUUCUGCUUGUGGAACCCAUUCUGAAUCCAGCACAUGAGCUACAGGCUAUUGGCAGAGUACAUCGUAUUGGCCAAACAAAAUCUACCAUUGUUCACAGGUUCCUGAUAAAAGCAACAAUAGAAGAGAGAAUGCAGACUAUGUUGAAAACUGUAGAUAGAAGUCACACGAGCUCUUCCAUGAAACAGUCAGAAGCCUCAGUGUUGACAGUGGCAGAUUUGGCUGACCUUUUUACAGAGGAAACUGAAGAACUUGAGUAAAAACAUUGGUUUGUCCUAAUGAAAUCAGAAAGUACCUGAUAUAAUAAGCACCAGGAUAUAAUCCACUUGAUCUAUUGUUCCUGUAAACAUCAUCUAACAUUUGUUACAGAGUGAUUGGAAAUUGAAAAGUCUUAAUUGUUACUGUUUUAUUCUUUGGUGAAGCUCAUAGCAGCACACACUUCUGAUGGCACUGGAGAAAAGUUGCACUUUGCACAUUAUACAAAAACAUGGAUUUUAUUCCCAAAGAGCAUUUGAGCUGGAUGCUAAAACUGAGAUCUUGGACCCUUGGUUGAGAGGAUUUUUACCAUCAGGUUUGAUUGGCUAGUAGCUCUGUCUGAGAGCAAAACUAUGUGGGUGGUUGGGUGGGAAAGGGAAGCAGAAAAAUACAAAUCUAAUUUUUUUUACUGUACAAAGAGAUGUUAGAAAGAAUGACUGUAAAUUAAUAUUCUUCUAGAAAGGGCUUGUUAGAUUUAAUGCAGAGUUACUAAAUGUCUUAUUGUUAAAACUUCAAAUGACUAAUCUUUACUAAUAAUUUGGAUAUUUGUAUUAGGCUUUUAGAUAUUCAUAAAGACUUGUGACAGUUAAAUAUUUCAUUGUUAAUGCUUACUUAUUGCAAAAAGAUGAUAAUUAAAUUAUGCUUUUUGUAUAUAUGUUGGUCUGGUGAUCAGUUAAAGACUUGAACUUGCUGUACAUGUUUUCACUUGAAGCCGUGACUAAUUUAGUACUCUGUUUAAAAAAAAAGGCAUUUGUUACAGAAUUUUCAAAAAAUUAAUUGGUUAAGCUGCUGAUCACUUUGGAAUCAUAUGGUGUGCUUGUGUGCAUUUUCUCACUAUGAUAUUUUUGUCUAGUUCUCCCCCUUAAAGAUACAGCAAUUUAAAUAUACAAAAUAGAUGAAAUUAAGGUAGGCAGUCUAAUUCUUAGGUGCCUGGUCUAAGUUAGAUAAACAGUGGAAAGACAUGGAACUUUGUGAAGUUUUGUCUUGAUAUGCGAGAUCACUCUACGCUAUCUCUGUUAACAGUAGAUAGUUUGGAAAACAAAUCCAGGCUAACUUUUAGACUGCUAAAAGUAGGCAAGAUAAAUUUUAAGCCUUUUGACAUAGGUUAUGAAUUCACACUUAUAUAACAUUUGUUUCUGAAGGUGUUACAGAAGCAAGCUCAGUUACACAGUUGAUGUUAAACACAAGUUUGUGUUUAGAGAGUGAGCAUAAGCAACAGGCUAUGUCCCUCAAAUUACAAUAUUUACUGUUUCAGUAGGCAAUGUAUUUUGUAUAUUUUAAAAAUCUUACUUAAGGUGGAAAUUAAAAUUAGUUCUGUAAGAAA